CCUCCCUCACCGUUCUUCCCGGGUCACGUCACCGGCCAUAAUCCGGUGCACCUCUGCUCAGGUUUGUGCCUCAGUUCCUACCACGUUAGAUUCUAACGGACGAAACCUUCCUGGAGUAUUGGAGCUGGGAUGGCGGAAAAGAGCCCUGACCUAAGCGGCUCAGUUUGCCAGAGGUGUCCCGCCCUGUCUCCGGAAGGGAGAAUGCUGUCACCUGGGAUCGGAGCAUCCAAGUGGGUUCGUCUGAAUGUUGGUGGGACAUACUUUCUCACAACUAGGCAAACGCUAUGCCGAGACCCAAAAUCGUUUCUGUACCGACUGUGCCAGGCCGACCCCGACCUCGAUUCUGAUAAGGAUGAAACCGGUGCCUAUUUGAUAGACAGAGACCCAACAUACUUUGGUCCAGUGCUCAACUACCUGAGGCAUGGGAAGCUGGUGCUCAAUAGAGGCCUUGCAGAGGAAGGUGUACUGGAAGAAGCUGAAUUCUACAAUAUCACUUGCUUGAUCAAACUGAUUAAAGACAAAAUAAGAGAGAGGGACUGCAGAACAGCCCAACUCCCUGUAAAACAUGUCUAUAGAGUUUUGCAGUGCCAAGAAGAGGAGCUAACACAAAUGGUUUCCACCAUGUCAGAUGGGUGGAAGUUUGAGCAGUUGGUCAGUAUUGGCUCCUCAUAUAACUAUGGAAAUGAGGACCAAGCAGAAUUCCUGUGUGUUGUUUCUAAGGAGUUACACAACCAAUCAUAUGGCACAAGCAGUGAACCAAGUGAAAAGGCCAAGAUUCUUCAAGAACAAGGCUCUCGAAUGUGAAGAAACUGAGUACUCUUUAGUCUUAUGAUGUCCAGAUAAAAAGACACCAUCCACAUCACACUGAGGGGAACAUUAUGGCAAGCUAGCUAACUUCAGCCCAAACAUUUUACACACCAUUCUGUUCCAUACAUGCCCAAACGAUAGGGCUACUUUUUUUGCCUAAUACUCACACAGGUAAAAGGACUGUAUCACUCCGUUAGGCAGGGUAUAUGCAUGUCAUUUGUAAAAACUUGAGCAAAAUGGGCCUGGAAAUGUAUAUUCGGUCCAUUAUUCACUCAGGGUCUCUAAUAGUCUUUUGUAAGAUGCAUUACAUCAGCAAUGUUUGACGUCAUUUAAAAUAUCCAUACUGCAUUAUGCCAGUCCAUUACAUUCACAAUCAAACCUCUUAGAGAAGUUUGUCAUAGCAUGUUUUAAGUUUAGAUUUGACUCUUUAUAUGGAGUUGUACAGAUUCAUAGUGAUAGGGGUAUAGACUAUGUUGACUGUUAUGUUUAGGUUGUUGCAUAUUGUUUACCAGAGAGAACUUACAUUCACUUUAUUAGGUACACCCGAUUGUUAAUGCAAAUAGCCAUGCAGUGAAUGAGGCUGCAACUUAAUAUACAUAAAGCAUGCAGAAAUGGUUUAGUGGUUUAGUUGUUCGACCAAUCAUUAGACUGGGGAAGACACGUGAUCUAAGCGAUUUUGACCAAGGUUUGAUUGUUGGAGCCAUGCAUAGUGGUUCCAGUAUUUUAAAUAGCUGACCUUGGAUUUUUCACAUACUACAGUGUCUUGAGUGAUACUGGAUUGGUGUACCUAAUAAAUUGGGUAGUGAGUGUAUGUCCUUUCCUAAAUAUCCCUCCAAUCAUCAGUGGAGGAUUUUACAUCAGCUGUUUUUAUUGUGUGGAAGGAGGAUAUUGUACCCAGGAUUAUACUACAUUGAGGUGAUACUAGAGAAUGCCAGACGUUAAAUUACUAUCUUGUCUUCCAUUCAUUGGACUAUAAUGUAUUUUAGCUGAGUUGCCUGUUCAGCUGCUGCUGGGAAACUGGAAUGCAUUGUUAUAUUUUAGAGUACAGUAUGUACUCUGCCUAGAGCAGGGUUCUUUGGCUUUACCAGAUCCUUUUCACAUUUGAUCCUGACCCACUUUAUUCAAUCAGUUAACUAAUCAUCAAGCCUUUGAUUAAUUGAAUGGAGUGUACCAGUUUACGGUUAAAACAAAAAAAUGUGGAAGGUCUCAGGAGGCCCAAGGAGAGGUCUAAGAAACCCUGACCUAGAGCCAUUUGAUAAAAAGUUUUUCAUAUUUAUACAUAUUUUUUUGUGAUAUUAUUAUUUUUUAUUUCAGUGUUUGUUUUACACAUUAGCCUUUUGUUUGCUAAAAAUUCACUGCAAGCCUUAUUUGCAUGAGCAGAUGCAUUGCAUUUUAGUUUGUUUUCUAGACUUGUUAUAUCUUUAAUAUGAUAGUGACUGUUAUAGACUGGUUGCCUAUGACAAGAUUUCCAUUUUAUGUGAGAAAGAAAAGCCUUUUUGGCUGCAUUAAGACAAGCUGCCAAUUCAGAUAUUUGUUCCAUCUUUUUUUCUGCAUGAUUAUGUCCAUGUCUGUUUUGUGUGUAUACAAACACCUUAAGCUUCUGCAGUUUAACUAAGUCGAGGGCUGUAAAACAACAACAAAACACUGUCCCCAGACUGUAGCGGUUUUCAAUCAUCCAAGUUCUGAGUUACAAGGCUUUGCUUAUGUAUUUAUGAAAGUAUCCACAGUUAUUAUAGAAUUAGGGUUAGGCACUGAAGAAAUUAAAAUGCAUAACAUGAUAUGAAGACAAUACCAUUGCCAUUUAAACGUUCAACUUACAGACUUCAUAUUGAAUACACUAACAUGUUCUAAUAUAAAAAACAAAUUUUGGUAAAACAAAAUUUGGACCAAAUCAAUGUCUGAAUUUUUACUUUUAUUUGAAUUGGUGGUCAGGGGUGACUAAUUACUUUGGUAGUGUACAUGCAUAUCUUAAUAUUUAAUAAUAUUUAGACAUUAUCAGUGCAUGGUAAUUUUUCCUAACACAAAGGGCUUUUACUAGUGGAAUUCAAGCUAUAAUAUUCUUAGGGGCCAAUUGGACACUUCUUCUCUGAUCAAGGUGAAGUUUACAUGUCUAGUGUGUUAUAAUCCUGAUAUCAGGUUUACUUUCUUACCUUGCCAUUGUAAUAACGCCUAAUUGAGCUGAUUUAAACCUCUGUAUAUUAGAUUUUUUUACAUAUCCCAAAUACCCCGGUAGUUGUUUUCUCUAGGCAGCCAGAUGGUUUUUCAAAAUGACCUUCCAGGGACCAUUUAACUUUGAGUUGAUGUCUUUUGGUAAUGUGCCUCUUUUGCCCCAGAGGCUUCAAAGAACAUUUGCAGUUUGCAUAGCACUGAUGACCAUAACCCCAGA
This is a messenger RNA of Esox lucius (northern pike), 3193 nucleotides long. RefSeq names its product potassium channel tetramerization domain containing 5a (gene kctd5a). The record is from RefSeq and is a predicted model, not a curated record. The coding region runs from base 130 to 804 and encodes 224 amino acids. Gene Ontology annotation, molecular function: cullin family protein binding. Gene Ontology annotation, biological process: proteasome-mediated ubiquitin-dependent protein catabolic process; protein homooligomerization. Lineage: Eukaryota; Metazoa; Chordata; Actinopteri; Esociformes; Esocidae. The transcript is spliced from 6 exons. Gene Ontology annotation, cellular component: cytoplasm; Cul3-RING ubiquitin ligase complex.